This is a messenger RNA of Drosophila obscura, 924 nucleotides long. RefSeq lists its product as uncharacterized. The transcript is spliced from 4 exons. The coding region runs from base 108 to 857 and encodes 249 amino acids. The record is from RefSeq and is a predicted model, not a curated record. Gene Ontology annotation, cellular component: nucleus; transcription regulator complex. Gene Ontology annotation, biological process: regulation of transcription by RNA polymerase II. NCBI's taxonomy places the organism in Eukaryota, Metazoa, Arthropoda, Insecta, Diptera, Drosophilidae.
CAACGAUAGUUGCCUAUCGGAACCGUGGACUGCGAGAACAGCUGAUACACAGCUCAGGAAUAUAUACUUUACAAUUAUUCCUGGAGCGAAAAGAGAUUGACGCAAAAAUGGUAAAUAAAAGUGCGCGAAAAACUAAAAAGAGGGAUGAAAAUUUUCAUCAAGAGGAGAAGGUUGCGCUUAUUAAAGCAGUUGAAGCAAGACCGUGUCUUUGGGAAAUCACUAAAAAGCGCCAAGGCAACAUUUCGGUGAAAAGUGCUUGGGAAAGUGUUGCUGUAGAAAUAAACAAAGAUGCGAAUGAGUGUAAGAUUGCAUGGACAGCUUUGCGGGACAGUCUGCGAUAUCAUCGCAGCAAGCAGGCCAAAUGUGGUAGCGCGGCUCAAACCCGAGUCAACGAAAAUAUGGACUGGCAAUUUGCUGAGCAUAUGGCGUUUCUGCCUGUUAUGUCGUUGGAGAGACAUACCAAAUCAAGCACCAGUCUGUUUGAGGACAGCCCAGCAUGCAGCCCAGAUGCAUGCUCCAGUCCCCUCCCAUACAAAAUCGAGGAGAGUUCCAUAGCCGCUGGCUCCGAUGAGCCGAAUUGGGUCCGAACAGACGAUGACGUAGAGGCAAGCACUUCGUCGGCUUAUUCGUAUUCAAAGACUUCAAAAAAGCGUAAGGUGGAGGAACCGUCGGGAGAUGGUGGAAUCGCUGUUUUACUGUGCGACUAUCUAAAAAAUAAGCCCAAAACUAGAACGAUCUUCCCGUUUUGGGAUGAGUUGCUGAGCAAGCUACCACCAGAUGAAGUAACAGCAACUGAAGUGGAGAUCACAAAUCUACUAUUUUGGAAGGUGCAGAACCAGGGAAAGCAGUCCCAAUAAAACGCAACCCGUCAAUUCUUCGCCCUUCCAUUCCCAUGCCUUUAAUAAAAAUCAAAUAUAUAUUUAU